CCGCCGCUCAUCCUUGUUGUUUAAUUGUGAAGGUACGUCUGUGACGAACUCAACAUCGGAGUAAGCCUGCACUGCCAGGAGCCAGUGAGAGCCAAGGUCGAAACGGACGCCACCAGAGAGAUGAGUACUACAGGUGUGUGCAUCACGAUAGUUCUGGCCAUUGCGGCGUUUGCCGGUAACUGGUGGUGGACGGACAAGAGUCGACACGAGUUCAUCAGGCGAGUGGGCGACAGAGUGAAGGCGCCGGACAUCCUGAUCAACCAUUCCAAGGUGUUCGCUAAACCAGAGAUAAUACAGGUGACUCCUAACAUAUACUGCGCCUUCGGCUACGGCCUGGCCAACUCCAUCAUGCUGGAGGGCGACGAUGGCAUCGUCGUGGUGGACGUCAUGGAGAGUUACCAGGUGGGACAGACGGUGUUCAAGGCGUUUCGACAGAUAACGAAGAAACCCGUAAAGGCCAUCAUCUACACCCACAACCACGCCGACCACACGUACGGCGCUAAGGCGUUCAUAGAAGACCCUGCCAACCCUCCCGAGAUCUGGGCCCACCAGUCGAUGCUCCAGGAGCUACAGACCUGGUUCUACGCCAUGCCCAUCCUCAUGUCCCGAUCAAUAAGGCAGUUCGGCGUGUUGACGCCCGACCACAUCAACUCCGGCAUCGGCAGCAAGCUCAAGUUGGACAGGAACGACAACCAGCUAGCGCUAGUGUUCCCAAACAAACUGUUCAUUGGGCAGGAGAGGGAUAUAACUAUAGCAGGGAUGAACCUAAAGCUGGUUCACAUUCCCGGAGAGACGUCUGACCAGAUCGGUGUAUGGAUUGCGGACCAGAAGGUUUUCUUGUCUGCGGAUGACGUAUACGAGGCCUUUCCCAACCUGUACGCAAUCCGCGGAACUCCGUCCAGAAGUCUCCUGGACUGGGCUUCAUCCCUUGACAAGAUCAUAGACCUCGCCCCGGAACACCUCGUCCCGGGUCACACUCGUCCACUCCGCGGCGCCGACGCCAUCGCCGACAUGUUGACGUGUUACCGAGACGCCAUCCAGUUCGUACACGACCAGACUGUGAGGCUGAUGAACAAGGGCUACCACCCAGACGAGAUCGCCCAUAUGAUCAAACUCCCCGCUCACCUCGCCAACCACCCUUACCUGCUGGAGUUCUACGGGACGAUCGAGUGGUCCUCAAAGGGGGUGUUCAACUCCUAUCUAGGCUGGUUUAAUGGAGACCCUGUCGAUCUGUCUCCUUUCACCCCAGACGAAUUGGCGGAGCAUAUUGUUCACAUGGGAGGUGGCGUCGACAACAUGAUUCUGAAGGCAAAGGGCGCUCUGCACAACAAUGAAUAUCGAUGGGCACUCGUCCUCAGCUCCUACAUUCUCAGGAUUGACAGCAAUUUCAGGGAGGCUAAGGACAUCAAAGCCGCUUGCCUGAUGGCCUUGGGCAACCAGCAGAUUAGCGCCAACGGUCGGAACUAUUUCCACACGACUGCCAUGGAGACUCUCGGAGACGUGGACGUCAGACCAGGUCCUCAGAGUGUCGCUGCCUUCAUCAACAAUGCGCCGCUGAGAACAGUCUUCGAUGCCCUGAGGGUCCACUUCGACGCCGAGGCCUGUCUGAAGGUUAACAUCACGAUUGCAUGGGACUUCUCGAAACCCACGAGCCACGUGUCCAUGAAGAUCAGGAACGCUGUGGUCAUCCUGAGGGACAGACCGGCAAAGACCCACGACAUGCUGGUCACGGUGGUGGAAUCCGUCUGGCGGGAGCUCCUCGUCAACAGGUUUACGAAAGCCGCGUCCAUGUCCAAGGAUAAAUUCAGAGUGGUCGGAGAACUCAGCGGACUGAAGAAAGUGAUGAAGUGUUUUGACUUCAAUUAAAGGUGCAGGAACAUGUUAUAAUGAUAUUAUAAUGAAUGUGUGGCUGAAAAUUGGUUGCUCGGCUUAAAAUAUAGAUUUCGUCGUCUCGUUCCAUGAUAAGUUUAAUAUAUACAUUAAUAUAUUUCCUGAUAUUACUAAACGAAAUAGGUGAGGGAUUUAUGGGAAAUUACGUACAAAGUCACACACUAUGUGGGUGUUUGUUUUUUGUUUCUUUUUUAUCUUUUCCAAAACUUCGUAGUUUAUUGUUGUGAUCUGUUGAAGAGUGCAGAUGGAAGGAGCAUUCUUACGAUUCAAUGAGAUGCAUUUACACAAACUACUUGCCCAAUCCCAUACUCAUCAAACGUUUGGAAUGUGCCAAACAUUCACGCAAAAACGAAAAUACUGACCAGAGCUUUUAUAGACAUUCGGACACCCACGAACACACCUGAUGUACAGAAACAGGCGCGUGUAUGGGGGAGGGGGGGGGGGGGGGAUUUCCAGAGGAUCCAAAACUUGUCUUUGCUCAAGCAAAUUAAAAAACCAAAAUAUAUAUAUUUUACAGGGGAACAUGAUUCCACCGCCCUAUACACUUAACGCGCUACAAUUUAGACUCCUAUUGGCUACAAUUCCGACAAACGGGCCUGAGAAAUGACUAUUCCAAUCACGAAUCUAUAUGUCCCACACUUUUGUAAGAUGAACACAUUUAGAGACACAUUUUGAGGGAAUAUUUUUCAAGGAGUUGGUAAAGUUUUCAUGUUGCAUGAUAUUCUUUCAAUAUACAAUUAUAACAGCCAGGACCCGUAACAGUUCCAUUGCCCGUGGCCCACAGCUCCGGGGACGUAUAUGUAGCUUGAUGUCGGGGGUGAGGAGUAUGUAGUAGUGUUGGUAUAAAGCAGCCAAUGGGAAUCUCCCUAUUAGCUCAGUUGGUGGGGCCGCUGGACUCUGGUGCUGAGAGUCCACUGUUCGAGUCCCAUUAAUGGAGGAGGAUUUUUCUGUGACAUAUAUUUCAAAUAAAUAAAUAAAUAACUAUAUACAUAAAUAAAUAAUAAUAAUUUAAAAAAAGCAUUUAAAAACGAAUAUUUUAAGGCAUUUACACGAACUAUGUUUUCUCCAACUUUCCGGAAACACCUUUUUUAGUCCUGAAGAGCAUAGAGAAAAAAAAGAAAAUAUUUGGUGGAUAAUCGACAGAAUUGUACGCGUUCAGUUGAAACGACCACACCGUAACGUUAUGCCAGGCGAGUCUUGUCGACAUAGAUGCUAUUUUCGUGCAACUCAUCGGUGUUUGACGGACCUGUCUAGUCACCGCGGCAGAUUUUGUGGAUUCAUUGAUUUUAUAAGAUUUGUCACGAUGUGAUGUGAUAUCGUCGUGCUAAACGAGACAGCGUAUAAGCACAUACUAAUAGUUAUUUAUGUAAAGAUUAUGCAUGGGAUCGAUUAAUUUGUAGUUACUUAUUACAAAUGAAUGCAAAAAUAGCGGGGAAAAUUUUUACUUUUAGUCAGGAUGUAGCACUAUUAAAGGGAAUCUUUAAUGAAAGAAUCUGUAUGAAAAACUGAUCAAACUGAUGAGAAAAAAAAUAAUGGAACAUACUAGUGUGUUAUUUCAAAUCAAAUUUAAUUAUCCACGAGUGUAGUUAUGUCUGUAUAAAAUACAGAAAUGUGAAGUGGGAUUGAAUGUUAUUAUUGCUAAUUUAACACAGUUAACUUCCUUGUGGGUGGGGAUUCUAAAAGCAAUCAAUAUUUGCUUAACAAUUUAUGUGUUCCAGUAUUUGUUCCAUCAGUAUAUUCUUAUUAUUUUGUUUAAACCAAAAGAACAUGAGAAAAUAGUAUAAUAUACACAAUAGAUUUUAGUAGCAAUUCGUGCUUCUGUGUCAUUCAUCUCAUUAAAAUAAUAAUAAUAAUAAACGAAGGUACAAAGUCAGUCGUCAUAUUAUGAGAAAUCGUCUACAAGAACAUGUAUAUAAAUACCGGAAUAACCGAAUCAGCUGUAUGGGUUUUCACAAAACUCAAAUAACUGAUAUACCUUAAUCACCAAUAUUUCGUUUUAGAAAUGAACUAUUUCGGAAUACAUUAUUCUACUGAAAUAAAUAUUGCUUUUUUUUUGUUUCUCGUAAAUAAAACGUAAAUGUUCCCAAACGUAUUAAACGCCAAGCAAUUUUGGAUUUUUGUUUCUUUCAAUUCAUACUAACAUAUUUAGUUUUCUUUUUGACCUUUUUUGGGGG
Molecule: messenger RNA, 4064 nt
Organism: Gigantopelta aegis
Lineage: Eukaryota; Metazoa; Mollusca; Gastropoda; Neomphalida; Peltospiridae
Product: alkyl/aryl-sulfatase BDS1-like
Exons: 5
Coding region: 121-1866 (581 amino acids)
Biological process (GO): dodecyl sulfate metabolic process
Molecular function (GO): linear primary-alkylsulfatase activity; protein dimerization activity
Source: RefSeq, a predicted model, not a curated record